GGCUCCCGGGGCCGCCGCGGGGGGAAGGGCCGGGCGCAGGGCCGGGCGCGGAGAGGCCGCGGAGAGGCCGCCCAGAGGCCGCCCCGCCGCGGGGAGGAGCACCGCCCGCAACACUUAAGCGUCGAGGCCGGCGCUGCCCUGUAAGAUCUUUGGUAUCCAUGGGAGCAUCUGUGGGAGCAGUAACAAAACAGACCCUGUUCCCUCCUCUCAUGCCUGCAGGGCGACCUUUCCGUGUGUCGAAUGCCUCCCGAAGCAGCCGGAAAGGAAUUGUUGCAAGCAGCCUGCAAGAGCUCAUCAGCAAGACUUUAGAUGCCUUCCUUAUAUCUGCUGGAAUAAUUACUCUGGUUUUGGAGGAAGAUGGCACGGUUGUGGACACAGAAGAGUUCUUCAGGUCCCUGGAUGACAAUACGCACUUCAUGGUUCUAGAAAAAGGACAGAAAUGGACACAAACAAGAAAUGGAAUUGCCACUGUGAGACAAAAGAAGAAAAUGGGAGUAGCUAACAUCACGUUUGAUCUGUACAAGCUGAACCCUAAGGAUUUUAUUGGCUGCUUAAACAUCAAGGCGACCUUCUAUGAGAUCUACUCUGUCUCAUAUGACAUCAAAUGUAUGGGAGCAAAAAGCGUAUUGCGGAAGGUGCUUCAGCUAAUGUCCCAUGCAGCACAAAUAACUGGACAGUUUCUUCUCUAUACUGGAACAUACAUGUUGCAGUUGAUGGGUGAAUAUGACGAAGAUGGCACGUGUACAAGAUCAAGGCGCGAGUAGUGAACACAGCUGCACUUCUGAUAUCGGAUCCUUUUGCUUAAAGACAUUGUCUUGCCCAACUUUGAUUGUAAUGAUGUUAUAGUAGGGGGAUGUCCACUGAUGUGAACUAACAUUUUUCCCAUUUGGGAAUGCUUGUAGGCCUCAGUCAUAAAAUGUUUGGUGUUCACAUGCUCUUAACACAGCAAAAUGAUGGGUGCCUAAUGUCUGAGAAUUUGGGAAAAGGAGAGAAGGCAGGUUUUUGCACCAGCAGCUCAAAAUGGAGCAUAAGUAUACUUGAAACUUGCAUGCUUUGUAACCAGUGGAAUAUUUCUUGCACUGAUCAAAACAUAGUUUGGUUGGAUUUUUCAUGGCUGUCUACUUGCCUUCUGAACAGACUGGGCUGUAAGGGUGGGAUGGAGGAGGCUGUGGUUUUCUGGUUUUAAUUCUUAACAGUGCUGGUAUUAGUGUCCAACUGGCACUGAGGUACAAAAGGGUUAAGUGUACUUACUUACUCCUGCUAACAAUGGAACUACACAAUACAACUGAAUCCUGGUUCAGUGACUGACUGCUCUCAUGAAGUCUAAUUGAAGAAAGUGCAACUACUAAGCAGAAGCUUAAAAUUUAGCCUUACUUCCAUUAAAACAAGUGAAAACAUGUAAUUUUCACUCUUUACACUUUUCUUCAAAUCUAGAGAAAGUACAGGAUAGUGUAGCUCAUACCAGUUGAAGAACCUGAUGUAUUUCUUUAAUGGGUCUGAUGUCCAGUUCUGCCUGAGGUAUUGAAUAAUUUGGCCGUUUCAUGAAUACGGCUUAUAAGCAACCUGCUGAACCUUCCUUCAGGGGUUAAACCAUCACUUCCGUAGUUCUUGCUGUUCAGUUACAAGAUGACACUACAUCCCAAAUUGUACUUCAGGUACAUCUAAGAGAUGCUGGAUUUUGAUGCCCCUGUAUUUAGGGGGGAGCAAGCAGGACACUACCUAGUCUUUUGUAACAUAUGCUCUAGACUGGACAUUUGUGGUUUUUUAGACUCCCAAGAUGAGCUGUAUUAAAGGGCAAAGUUUUUAAUUCUUAGAUAGAAUUGUUCAGAAUGUUUUCUAUAGUUCAGUGAACUGCUAGUAUGACCAGCUUCCAGCAAGCUUUUCCUCAGCAGUGUAGAAAACUGGAAAAUGAGCAGUGUCAGGCAUCUUGUGUCAAAAUACAAACUCCCAUUGCUGAAGGGAAAAAGACCAACUUUGUAGGUGUGGCUUUUGAUGUUUUCGUUUGCUUGCUCAUGAAGAAUUUUAGUAAGUUGUUAUAGUUUUGCUUAAGACUGAAAGAUGUUAAGGUGGCAGCAGAUACAGGUAAAUGUGUCUGACCUGAUGGCAGGUGCCACCUAGGAAGAGAAGGUCUGAUGACAGAAUGAACAAUUGGGCCAGGGGAAGAAAGCAGUGGGAAUGGAAGGGAAAAGGACCAAUAUGGACCCCACAGUGCUUGCCAUGCCUCUGCUGAGACAGGAAUGCACUAUGUGCAUCAACUGCACUGAUUAGUUGGAGGAAAACCUAAUCUGCUAAAAGAGGAGCAGGUGGACUGUAAAGACCAAGCAUCAUGGUUGGUGGGAUCUAGUCUGACCUGUCAGCUGGGUCUGUUCACUUCAGAUGGCACUAUAUGUGGGAAUAUCACUCUUGCUUAUAUCUGUAAAUUUCACCAUCAUAUGCUUAUUUUUGCCUUCCCUUUAUGGCUGUGACUUAGCCAGCUGGAGCUGCAUCAUUCAAAUCACUGUUGUGAUGAUAAGCAGCCUAAAUCCAAGUGUUAAAGGAUCUGAUGGACUCAAGUUCACUAGGUCUCUGCCUGUCUCUUCAGUAAUGGUAUUCAAAUAAGUAGACAGCUAAGAAAAACCUUGUGGUUUUUUCUGUUUUCUGUCAUUUCCCAACUACUUCUGCAUGUUUGCUGGGGGAGGGCACACAACUGGGUGAGGGGAAAACUGGUUCUUUCCUAAUUUCUCCCAGGGAAGAAUGCCUGUAAUUUGCAGCACUGUCAGGUUUCCUUCAGAAGAAAACAAUAAACUAUUCUGUGAGUAAUGAAAGGGAGCUUAUGUUAAAAUGGAAGCUUUAUACUUCAUCUGUAUUGUUUUCACCCCUUGCCCCAAGUGAUUUUUGCCAUAACUGUUGGCCAAAGUCUUUCUACCCCUAUCAAUGAAUUGCAUUUAACUGGUGCAGUGCAAAAACUUUAUCAUUAAAUCUUUCAGCUUUUAAAGGCAACUUAUUCUAUUAAAACAAGUGCAUCUCCAGAAAGCAAAUUCUAUGUAAUGCUCCUAAGGAUACUUCUGUUCCUAAUGGUAGGAGCACCAAUAUUAAAAAAACAACAAACUCCACAGAAAAAUCCCCACAAAACCCCUAAUUUGCAGAGUUCAAUAUUGCAUUAAUUUGUAUGAAAUGCAUCUUCAACAUCUGUAAUAAAUACAGAAGCUUUUGCAAGUCUGAACUGUGCAGAUCUCAAAUUCCAGCCUUCUAUAGCCAGAGGCAAUUGUUACAUUCCAUAGUUUCCAAUGGCACUCUUAGAACCUAACCUUAUCUAAAAUGCUAACUCAGAGUGAAUUUGCAAUGUUUUUAAGCAGCUGCUUCUUUGGCAGCUUAACACUUAAAACUUGAGCUGCUGAAGGUCAUGUGAGCUGCAAAGUCUCCAUCUCAGAGCAUCUCCCUCCUCUAAUUCAAAAUGCAAACAGCUGAACAAAGUAACUCAGCUUUGAUAUUUUCUCAAAAUGGGAGAAGUGUCUGAAAUCGCUUCAUUGCUUCUGAAUCUGGGUUUUGCCACAGGCUUAGUAUUUGGGGGGGAUGAUAUUUGCUACUGUACCAACUUCUUUCCAGAGAUAAAGUUUUGGCUUUGGGCCAAACUGGAGAAGUCAUUCUCUGAGUUGGAACAGGUUUGAUAUUUUUUUUUUUUAUACAGACUGCUAAGGAGGCAUAGCUUUUACUUCAGCUGUACGUGGUACACAGCAAAGUACAACUUCAGUAUUAUCUAGCUUUCAGAAAAUUAUACACAAGUGGAGUAUAAUAUCUAGCAAGACACAGAACUAAAGCACAGGCUCUUUAACUGGAACUAUGUGGAAAAGAAGCUAGCUUUUCUACUUGACACUUUUAGCUUUAAUUUUUCUUUCCAGAAGCUCAGUUAAUCAGUACUUGUUACUGUUGCAGUCAAGGCUGGUAGCACUGAUGUGUUGAAUGUGUAAAACGUGUUUACUGCCUCCUUGCCUGCACCAGCCCUUUUUGCCUCUUGCUUUGCAUCACUUAGUAACAGUGCACUAAGUCAUACUGUAGUUACCAAAAAAGGAAUUUUCACUGAAGUACUCAAUCUUGUUGACUCAGGCACUGUUCAUGUUCUGCAGGCAAAGCAAAGUUGCUCUCUUAGUGACUAGAAUGAAGAAUUUGGUAGCUUGUGUGUGUGUGUAACUUAUCAUUACUUCAUUUCCUUCCUUUCAUAAACCCAUGAAGUUAUUGCUUUCUUGCACCUUCCUAUUCUUUCAGAAGAAAUAGGAUUACAUGCUCUUUUGUCCAGGGGAGAGGAAAAGGCAGGAUCUAAAUUCUUAAGACCAUUUGGAAUAUACUCUAGGAGACAUCCUGAAUCCCUUCCCUACAGAAGGGAAGGGUAAAGAAAGGAAAAUAGGACUUGGGGCUGGAAGUUUUCUCAGUACAGUGAGUAGAGAGGUAGGUAGGUGUUAACAGUUUAGGAAAUGUUGGUAAUUCUGAAUAUUAACUGUGAAAGAUAACUACAUAUCAUCAUUUGUAACUGACUGGAAUUAUAACUCUAAAUCAUUUCAGCAUGCUUCUUCCUGAGAUAGCACUUGAACUAAAGGCACAAGCUUCUUUAAAAACAAAAGAAAGUUUAAAAUCAUGGUACUUUUUUUUUUUUUUUUACUUGAUGCCUCAAGUUUUACUGGAGGUAUUAAUGUGAUUAACAUACCACUUCAGUUAUGUAUAAGUACCCUUGUGAAGUUUAGCAUUUAUCACUGCUUUCUUUACCUUACCUUGUCAUAUAUGCAGUUAAGAUAUUUAUAAACAUGAGCAUUGCUGUUUUGCUAAAGGAAAAGAUAGUGUUUCACCGCUUCACAACUUUCAAGCUCAGUAUGUUUAACUUGCUAUUAAAAUCGAGAUGGUUGAGAAUUAUGUGUCAGUGAUGGCAAUAUUUUCUGAUGUGUGGUGCCAAUUUUAAGAAAUAUUGUCCACGAAUAAAUAAAUUCAGGUGGUGGCUUUG
Molecule: messenger RNA, 4969 nt
Organism: Grus americana (Whooping crane)
Lineage: Eukaryota; Metazoa; Chordata; Aves; Gruiformes; Gruidae
Gene: CIDEA
Product: cell death inducing DFFA like effector a
Exons: 5
Coding region: 159-764 (201 amino acids)
Biological process (GO): apoptotic process; lipid storage; regulation of apoptotic process
Cellular component (GO): lipid droplet
Source: RefSeq, a predicted model, not a curated record